Molecule: messenger RNA, 4948 nt
Organism: Sorex araneus (European shrew)
Lineage: Eukaryota; Metazoa; Chordata; Mammalia; Eulipotyphla; Soricidae
Gene: CUL4B
Product: cullin 4B
Exons: 22
Coding region: 65-2872 (935 amino acids)
Biological process (GO): protein ubiquitination; ubiquitin-dependent protein catabolic process; DNA damage response
Cellular component (GO): Cul4B-RING E3 ubiquitin ligase complex
Molecular function (GO): ubiquitin protein ligase binding
Source: RefSeq, a predicted model, not a curated record
CCCCCUCCCCACCCUCCCCCCCCCACUCCAAUCCUGCGGACCUGGGGGCUCGGAUCUGGGAGCUAUGAAAAGUGUCUGCACAGUCACUUCCGGUUUGCCUUCCCCCAGUACCUCGGCUGCUGCCGCCGCGCAGGAGGUCCGCGCCGCCCCCGAUGGUAAUCCCAGCGCCACUCCGCCCACCUCUGCCAAGAAGAGAAAGUUGAACAGCAGCAGCAGCAACAGUAGUAACGAGCGCGACGACUGCGAUUCCGCCUCCUCGGCCUCCUCCACGCCGCUGCAGCCCCGCGAUUCCGCCUCCCCGUCCACCUCCUCCUUCGCCGGCCCCGGGGCCGCCGCGGCGUCCAGCAGCCACACGCCCAUACAAAAGCGGCUCCGCUUCGACGAAGCCCUGGAGUUGGUCGGCUUCGACGCGAAGAUGGCUGAGGAGUCCUCCUCUUCCUCCUCCUCCUCCUCGCCGACGGCUGCGACGUCGCAGCAGCAGCAGCAGCUGAAAAAUAAGAACCUACUCAUCUCCUCCGUGGCCUCGGUGCAUCACUCGAACGGCCUCACCAAGGCGACCACCGUCUCCAGUUUCGCCAGCAGCAAGCCGGGCUCGGCCAAGAAGUUAGUCAUCAAGAACUUUAAAGAUAAGCCUAAAUUACCAGAAAACUACACAGAUGAAACAUGGAAUAAACUAAAAGAAGCAGUGGAAGCUAUCCAGAAUAGUACUUCGAUUAAAUACAAUUUAGAAGAACUUUAUCAGGCUGUGGAAAAUCUGUGCUCUUAUAAGAUUUCUGCCAACUUGUACAAACAACUGAGACAGAUUUGUGAAGAUCACAUCAAAUCACAAAUUCUCCAGUUUAGAGAGGAUUCGUUGGAUAGUGUUCUUUUCCUAAAGAAUAUUGAUAGAUGCUGGCAAAACCACUGUAGACAAAUGAUAAUGAUCAGAAGCAUAUUUCUCUUUCUGGAUAGAACUUACGUUCUUCAGAAUUCAAUGCUACCCUCCAUUUGGGAUAUGGGUCUGGAGUUAUUUAGAGCUCAUAUCAUAAGUGAUCAGAAAGUCCAGAAUAAGACAAUUGAUGGCAUUCUCCUCCUGAUAGAAAGGGAAAGGAAUGGUGAAGCCAUUGACCGGAGUUUGCUUCGAAGCCUCUUAAGCAUGCUUUCUGAUUUGCAACCUUUUCAUUCUGUAUCGCCCUCCCAGAUUUAUCAAGAUUCUUUUGAGCAACGAUUUCUGGAAGAAACUAAUAGGCUCUACGCAGCUGAAGGCCAAAAGCUGAUGCAGGAAAGUGAGGUUCCUGAGUAUCUUCAUCAUGUUAACAAACGUCUAGAAGAAGAAGCAGACAGACUUAUUACUUACUUAGAUCAGACCACCCAGAAAUCAUUAAUCGCUACUGUAGAAAAGCAACUUCUAGGUGAACACUUAGCAGCAAUUCUCCAGAAAGGUUUAACUAAUCUCCUUGAUGAAAACCGGAUUCAAGAAUUAUCUCUACUCUAUCAACUUUUCAGUAGAGUUCGAGGUGGAGUUCAAGUUCUUUUGCAACAGUGGAUUGAAUACAUUAAGGCAUUUGGCAGCACUAUAGUAAUUAAUCCAGAAAAAGAUAAAACUAUGGUUCAAGAAUUGCUGGAUUUCAAAGAUAAGGUGGACCACAUAAUUGAUGUUUGUUUUAUGAAGAAUGAGAAAUUUAUCAAUGCAAUGAAAGAAGCAUUUGAAACAUUUAUUAACAAAAGACCAAACAAACCUGCUGAACUUAUAGCUAAGUAUGUAGAUUCAAAGCUUCGUGCAGGCAACAAAGAAGCCACAGAUGAAGAACUUGAAAAAAUGUUGGAUAAGAUUAUGAUCAUUUUUAGAUUUAUCUAUGGGGUUACUCCUGGCCCUGCACUCAGGAAUUACUCCUGGCGGUGCUCAGGGGACCAUAUGGGAUGCCGGGGAUCGAACCCAGGCAAGGAUGUUUUUGAGGCCUUCUACAAGAAAGAUUUAGCCAAACGCCUGUUAGUUGGGAAAAGUGCAUCUGUAGAUGCUGAAAAAUCAAUGCUCUCCAAACUUAAGCAUGAAUGUGGAGCUGCUUUUACCAGCAAACUUGAAGGAAUGUUUAAAGACAUGGAACUUUCUAAAGACAUCAUGAUUCAGUUCAAACAGGUAAAAUAUAUGCAGAAUCAGAAUGUACCUGGGAAUAUUGAGUUAACUGUGCAUAUCCUUACAAUGGGUUAUUGGCCAACUUAUGUGCCUAUGGAAGUUCAUUUACCAACAGAGAUGGUAAAACUUCAGGAGAUCUUUAAGACAUUUUAUCUGGGUAAACAUAGUGGCCGAAAACUUCAGUGGCAGUCAACCCUCGGCCACUGUGUACUAAAAGCAGAAUUUAAAGAAGGGAAAAAAGAACUUCAGGUCUCUCUCUUCCAAACGCUGGUGCUGCUAAUGUUUAAUGAGGGAGAGGAGUUCAGUUUAGAAGAAAUCAAGCAGGCAACUGGAAUAGAGGAUGGAGAAUUACGGAGAACACUACAGUCAUUGGCUUGUGGCAAAGCCAGAGUUCUGGCAAAAAAUCCAAAGGGCAAAGAUAUUGAAGAUGGUGACAAGUUCAUUUGUAAUGAUGAUUUCAAACACAAACUUUUUAGGAUUAAGAUCAAUCAGAUCCAGAUGAAAGAAACGGUUGAAGAACAAGCAAGUACUACAGAAAGAGUAUUCCAGGACAGACAAUAUCAAAUUGAUGCUGCAAUUGUUCGAAUUAUGAAGAUGAGAAAGACCCUUAGCCACAAUCUCCUUGUUUCAGAAGUGUACAAUCAGUUGAAAUUUCCAGUGAAGCCUGCUGAUCUUAAGAAGAGAAUAGAGUCAUUAAUUGACAGAGAUUAUAUGGAAAGAGAUAAAGAAAAUCCAAACCAGUACAACUACAUCGCAUAAAAUAUUGGCCUUGGGAGGAGCAUUUGGUGUCAUACAGUAGCCAGUGAAUAACUAAUCUGUUGAUCCUGUAUUAUUUGACUUGUUUUAUACUACCAAUGACCAAAUGAAGCAAUGUAAUGGAGUAGUUGAGGUGGACUUUUUCAGUGGUUAACAUGCCCAGUUAAAGAGUAAUAUUUACCUUUAAGAAGAAUGUUGUUGAACUCUUUGCAUGUUAUUUAGUAUGAUGUGCAGAAAAUUCUUAAGAAAGUACCUGGUCUUCAUAAUUCCUCUUUGGAACUGGGGAAGAGGUUCCUAUGCCUAUUAAGACAGAAGGGGGGUUCUUAUACACCAUUAAUUACUAAGCAAAAGGUUUUUUUGCUUAAAAUGUCAUUUAAAGAUACUUAAACUGCAUGCAGACUUUAUUUACUGUACAGAGUUCUGGAUGUAUUUAUCAAAUAGAAAAACCACCCUGGACUUGGUUGUUCACCUGUUUUGUGAUUUCCCUUGAAAAGAAAAAUAAGUUGUCAUAGCUAAUUGAUAUUUUACUAGGUAUUGUUCUGUUACAUUGAAAGGGAUUUUUUUCAAAAAAGAGCUUAUUUGGAAACAACUUUUCAAGUAGAGGGACAGUUGCUUACUCUUAUAUAUACACAUCCUAGAAUUUUCCACUUAUGUCUAUGGAAUGUGUGUAUAUAAAUUAGCCCUAAGUUUACUGUGCUAAUUAACAGGUACUUAUAAAAAAUAGCUGAAAUAGAAAAUUGCUGAUGGAGUUGUACUAGAAGAAUAUGAUAGGAGAGAAAAAUCCCAACUCUUCAUAUUAAAAAUUAAUACUAUUUGAAAAUUGUAAAAGAGACCAAAAUAAUAUGUUUUGUAAAUUCAUUUUACAAAAAUUACAAGAGUAAAAAUUCAACUAAUUCUCAACUUCCUUUUGACUUUAAUUGUUGUUUGAUCAGUUUUGUCUUUAACUUGGACCAAUUGUAGAUUGUUACAGACUUCCUAGGAUUUACCAUUCCUGUUUACCAAAGUUAGUUUGGGGAAGCAUCCCAGCUCUCCUCCUCACUGGUAAAAAAUGCCCUUUCUAUUCUCAUUCGAACUUUCGAAAGCCUUAGACAUAAACAUUUUCCUCACAUAGCCCUUAUUUGGGAAUUUCAAAUUCUGUCAUGCAGAUCUUAACUCCGUUCAAAACUGCUUGAAGAUUUAAAAACUCUCACAGCCACUGGACACUUUUCAGGAAAAUGUCCUGGGAUUGUUCAUACAUAGAAAAUAGCAAAAGUGUUUACCGUGUAAGUGGAUUUUUUGAUUCUUUAUUUUUCCUUGGAACUUUGAAGAGGAUGGAUCUUGAAGGAAAAGCAGAAAAUUUUGUUUUGACUUUUAAUAUCAAAACUGCUUUAAUGCUUUUUGCAGCGGUAUAUAUCCUAGAAUAUUUGGAGCCAUUAGUAACAACCUAGGUCCUAACCUUCAACUGGAGGAGACUUUUGGCUCUUGUGUCUGCUAUUGUUUCUUCAGCUCUCAAAAUCGGCUAUAAAAAGUUGCCUGUUUCUAAUUGUACCAACUUAAACAACUGUUGUCUAAUCAUCUGUGGUACAUAGAAUGCCUUUUUAAUGCUUUUUGAGCAACCAUUGCCUGUAUUUCCGUAGCUCCUCCCUGGGUCCCAUACAUGAGCUCAUUUGAGAAUGAAUAUGCCUUUUUUACCCCCUCUCUGUAAUGGACCAUCUAUGUCAGUGUUGAAACAUCUCUCUGAUGGUGUCAGAGAUGUAGACUACAUCAUAAGACCUGAUAGUUACUCUCAAGGAAUUUCUAGAUAGACUUGGUCCUGUUAGGAGGAGACUUGGUGUCACUUUUGUUAUCUGGAGGCUGGUCCCCUCCCUCCCUGAGGCUUUUCAGUUUUUGAAAACUUGAUGCUCUUUCAACUGAGAAAAUUGGUGUGGCUAUUAAACAAGUUGAGGGGAGCUGUAAGAGCAAUUAAAGAUUAAUGCAAACAACAUGGAAAAUUGUGAAUUUCAGUUGUUGUUCUGUAUCAGUUGAAUUUUUGUGCUCUUUUCCCUGUGUACGUGGUGGUUCUAUUUUUCUCCAAUAAAAGUUUUAUUUAAAAAAAAAAAA